AGUUCGUAUUACUGUUAGGAAAUCAGUGAAAGUUCGUAUUAUUAAGGGUAAUUUUUCCUUAUUAAUUUGAGUGAACUUUUGUGACUUAACAAAAUUGACUUUUGGAUCGGGGAGUUGAAACGCACCACAUUUCUCCAUUCAUAAAUUCAAAAUUUUCUCCCUUCUCUCUCUAACAGAUAAAAUCCUAGAAAACAAAACCCAAAACCCAAAUUCUAAAUUUAAAAAUGAAAUCUAAAUCUAUAUAUAUUGAUGAAUUGGGUAUAGCGUUGAAUUUCUUGAAUACAAAACAAAAUCAAAAUAUAUAAAAAUGUACCUUUUGGAUUCCAAUUUGUUAGCUUAGAAUUUAGGGGGCAGCGACACAAAAUUCUAGGUUUGGAGUUAGAAAUUGAAGGCGGUAACGAUUGCGUAGCUGCGUAGGAACGUUAUCGACGGUGGUGGUGGUUGUCCUCGACAUUAGGAACGGCGGCGAAGGUGCGAGGAAGAGAGAAGUCAAGCGUGGAUUAUUCACGGUUCUCAAUUCCCUGUUUCUCAUCAAAUGCGUGAAAAGGUUAGCUAUAUAUGGAUACCGAGUUGACAUUGAUGUCCCUGACAGCAAAUGGGCUGAAGCUUCUACCUUCCAUGAUGUUGUCAUCUUUAAUACUGGUCAUUGGUAACGUUUACAACCUAUAUCCCUUCUUCACAUGAUUAUCUUUAUUUCUGCCGUUCUUUUAGACUAUGCCUUAUUUGUCUCGGUAAUUAUUUGCAUGAAGCAACCCUUUUUUUUUUUGCUCAUUAUCACCCAUUUCCACUUUCUAACUUAAAGAGUUAAAGAAGUAAAAGACCAUACAUUUGUCGCAAAAAUGCAACUCUCCUCUUCAUUGUCUCCACUGCUCCGCUGGACCUCUUUGUGACCUUGUAUAUGAUAAAUGCAACAAAUCUAUGCACCAUUUCUAUUCUAGCUUGUAUUUAGGAAAUGUUAGAUGUCAUUGCUAGUUAUGUUGGAUUACUGGAUAGUCGUCAACUUUUUUGUGCUUUUAUUGAGGGAUAUGGGCCUAUGUUUUGCAUUUAGAACUUGCAGACCUUUUAAGUUAAAAUUGGUGUUUUGGAUAUUCUUCCAUAUGCUUAAGCAAGUGAUGAUUUCCUCACAAAGGAGCAAAUAGAAAGUGCUAAGGCAAGAUGGGCUUUUGCGGUGGUGUUUAAGUACUUUGGCUGGAGUGGUGACUCCCUUGAUGGUUAGAGGUGUUGUGGAAUCAUGUAAUGAUGUGAUACGCUCAAUCUUUUUUGUGGUCUGUUUUCCGAGACUUCUCAAUCGAUUGUUUUUUUAGGCGUUGUGGAAUCAUGUGAUGACUGGAUGUUGUGAUCGGUCCUCCGGGGCUUCUCCAUCUAUUGUCUUUUAGAUGUGCCCUGCAUAAAUGAGAAAUUUGCUUUGUAGUUAAUGAUAAAUUGUCGUCCAAUUGCACUGGUUUGUUGUUUUUCACAUUCAAAUUUAAAAUCUCCUCUGUAAGAUAUACAAAUUUAGAUGAAAACCCUUGCACGUGUAGUGUCAUUAAAUGGUUUGCAAGUCAGAGGAAAGUCAUUUGCGACACCAGUUUUGCAGGUGGUGGGCUCCUUCCAAAUUCAACCCAGUAAUGUCGUCUAUGCUCCUAUUCAAGAAGGGGACUCCCAUAAUGCCUCCAAUUGCUCCUGAUGUUGGUUUGGAUAAGGUGUUGAGACAAAUGAUAUUAUAUGUCGAAAGUAAAAUGCGACCCGGUUCAAUAAGAAUAUUCCGCACACAAUCCCCUAGGCAUUUUGAGGGAGGUGAUUGGGACCAAGGUGGUUUUUGCCCGCGCUUAAAGCCUUUGGUGUCACAAGAGGUUUAGGUCAUUGGAGCUAUUGAAUCUUCAAAAUAACCAAUUAAAUGGCACUCUACAUGUGAGUUUAGGACAACUUUCAAGAUUAAGCUACUUGGAUAUUUCAUCCAACUCAUUGAAAGGUGAAAUUGGCGUACUCUACCUCUCUAAUCUCUCAAGAUUGCGUUACUUGGAUAUGUCCUUUAAUUCAUUAUCUUUCAAUGUUGGCUCGAGUUGGAUGCCAUCAUUUAAACUGGAUACCAUCGGACUUGCUUUUUGUAGAUUAGGUCCUCGUUUCCCAAAUUGGCUUCGAACUCAAUCAAAUUAUUCAAACUUGGAUAUAUCAUAUGUUGGGAUUUAUGAUACUAUCCCUUUUUGGUUUUGGAACCUUUCUACAAUACCUUCAUCAUUAGAAAACUUAGGUGAAUUGUUUUUAUUUAGAUUUUGGAGACAACCAGUUUUCAGGAACGAUACCUAAGUGGAUAGGGCGUAGUUUUCCAUAUUUGGUUGUUCUCAGUCUUCGCAACAAUUCAUUUUCUGGAAAAAUACCUCCAAAACUUUGCCUUUUAUCGUCCAUUCAAAUUGUUGAUUUGUCUGCAAAUAACCUUUCUGGGAAAAUACCAAGUUGUUUGUGUAACUUGACAGCAAUGACACAAAAAAAGAGUUCUCCUAAAGCUAUUACAGACACCAAUGCCACAUUCUCCACCAUUGGCUCUCCAUACGAAGACUACAUCUCUGUUGUACUGAAAGGAUUCAACUAUGAAUUUAAGAACAAUCUAGAACUUGUUAAGAGUAUCGAUCUUUCAAGCAAUAAGUUAGAAGGUAAAAUUUCGGCUCAAGUUUCCUGCCUUACGGGACUGAUUUCUUUAAAUUUUUCAAGAAACAAUCUCAAUGGAUCUAUCAUACCAAAAAUUGGUCAAUUGAAUUCUUUAAAGUCGUUGGAUUUGUCUAAUAACCAUCUUUCUGGGGAGAUUCCUGCGACGUUUUCAGAUUUGAACUUUUUGUCUACUUUAAGCUUGGCAAAUAACAACUUUUCUGGGAGAAUUCCAACUGGAACUCAACUACAAGGCUUAAAUGCUUCAGUGUUUUCAGGAAAUCCAGGGCUUUGUGGGAAUCCACUCCCAAAUAAGUGCGUAAGUGACCAAGCAAAGGGUAGCAGUCAAAAUAAACACAGUCUUGAAAACAAUGAAGAUGAUAUAACUCUGGGGUUGUAUAUCAGCAUUGCACUCGGAAUUAUCACAGGGUUUUGGGUAGUUCUUGGUAUUUUGAUAUUCAAGAGGUCGUGGAGAUAUGCCUAUUUUUGCUUUUGGGUGAAUGUUUAUGACAAGCUCUAUGUGAUCAUCACCUUUCGAAGACAUACUCGUGCUUGAUUUAACAUUUUGUACUUGCAUUUUUUGUUUGAUUUGUUCCUUUUUUUUUCAUAAAAAAUCUUUCGUUUUAAAUUACAAGUUUUUGGACAAAAUUAAUCUUAUUUAUCCGUAUUUUAGUAUUUUAAUAAUGAUAAAAGCAACUAAUAAUGUUUAGAAAACCCAAAAUUUUAGAAUUUAUAAGCUGAUAAUAAAAACAUCAG
This is a messenger RNA of Amaranthus tricolor (Joseph's coat), 3378 nucleotides long. RefSeq names its product protein trichome birefringence-like 13. The transcript has 4 exons. The record is from RefSeq and is a predicted model, not a curated record. Lineage: Eukaryota; Viridiplantae; Streptophyta; Magnoliopsida; Caryophyllales; Amaranthaceae. Gene Ontology annotation, molecular function: transferase activity; protein binding. The coding region runs from base 2456 to 3178 and encodes 240 amino acids.